Molecule: messenger RNA, 3236 nt
Organism: Linum trigynum
Lineage: Eukaryota; Viridiplantae; Streptophyta; Magnoliopsida; Malpighiales; Linaceae
Source: the annotation of a GenBank genome assembly
CCCGAGAGAGGGAAGGUCCCCGGCAAGAACCUCGUCCUCACCAAAAUCGAUGCGAAAGGCCGUGCGGCGGAGAUCAAUCACGUCAAGAUUUCCCAUCCCGACGUCGUCAUCGAUGGGUCCCUCGUGAUUCACGGCGUCCUCUAGCCAUUCUCGUCACUGGAUUCCGUCGAGCACGCCGGGAGGGACGAAACCGAUUCCGUCGGUUUUAGGGAUUUGGGCUACUGGCCCAAAAUCAUCCGAUCGCUGAGCUCUAAGGGAUUCGUCUCACAGUCGGAUUCAACUCUGUUCUUGACGGCAUUCUUGACCAUUACCGGCACUUCGAUUCCGUCACCGUUUUCAGUCCACCGGAUUUCGGGUCCGUCGCAUCUUCUUCUCCGAUGCUCAUCAGGAUAAUCCGAAUUCACAUCCUGCCUCGAAGGAUUUAGUACAAGAAGCUCGUCGCAUUGCCGGAUAAAUCGCCGUUGAAGACUCUGCUACCGGAUCAGGAUCUCGAGUUAAUAAAGACUGGUAUAUUCACUAAAUUGAAUGUCACGGCGGCGAGACUGAGAGUCAACGGAGUUGACAUUGUGGCGCCGGAGAUAUUCUCGUCUGGUAAGUUCGUGGUUCAUGUGUUUUCCGGCGAAUUGGUUUCUCCGGCAAGUCCUGUAGUUAGUCUCCUCCGCGUGGAAGUAAAAAUGUAAUUAUUGCUCUUUCAUGUCCGUUUAGGACCGGAGUGUAACGGACAGAGGCAUGGUUAAGGCACUCAUUAUUUGGUGCAUAUGAGUCCUUGACUACUCUACUUACUAUCAGCAAUUCAAGGAAAAAGCUGUAUAUAAUAAGUUUCUUAAUGCAAUUAUUUUGGUUUGCAUUUAUGUUUUAAUGGUAAAUGUCAUCUUUAAUGUGAUUAUUAUUUUUGUUCUAACAUAUAUUUUAGUUCUAAGUGGGCGGAAGCUUAGCAAGUUAACAGUGGCUCUUUAGUCCCAUUCUUAUUGCAGGUAACAAUUAAUUGGCCUAUUUAUUGUUUAGUCCCAUUCUUAUUGCCAAGAAUUCAUGUCAUUAAUGGUAUUAAUCACAUGUUCUACGAUCUCAAACGAUGAAUUCUUCCUUAGUGCAUCAACUAUGGUUUCUUAUUUCUUUAGAAAUAGUCAAAUAAGGUUAUUACCUGCUCAUGAAUAAGCUUUGGCCUCAAAUCGAAAAAGGAUAGUCGAGAAAGUAUUAAACAUUUAUUCUUCAGAUGCCCCCUAGCCACCAGAUUGUGGACUUUAGUGGGAUUGAGCAACUUUAUUGAGACCGCCCCGACUGUUAACUUUAGUCUAUGGUGGCGACAUGUCAUGGUCUCUAAUACCUCCCCAUUCCACAUUCUCCAAUGCAUCUGCUUACAUUGGAGAAUCUGGAAGUCUAGAAAUAAAGUGAUUUUUGAAUUCUACCAACCUCGUGUUCGUUCCCUAGCAGACAUUUCUACAACCAGGUCCUUGAUAUCUCAAACGCUCUCCUCCCUCCCCAACCCCACAACUCUCUUACCGAACCAUCCAACCACCACAUGGGUCCAGCCGCCAGACGAUUACUUGAAGAUCAAUUUCGACGCUGAUGUUUGUGCCACCGGGUGUUCGUUUGGGCUUGUUGUUCUUGGGUCAGACGGAUAUAUGGUGUUGGCGUUCGGGUUACAUCAUCAAGGAAUAGUCAACCCUUCCCUGGCAGAGCUCCUUUCCAUUAGAGAUGCUUUUUUCAUCAUCACCUGAAGAUCUUUGACUCACGUGAUAGUCGAAGGUGAUUUCGAAGUGGUCGUCAAGCAGAUCCGGCAAGGCUUCAUAGAAGACUCGAUUGGUGGUCCUGUGCUACGAGAGUGUCGUCAGAUCCUUAGCUCCUUGUCCAUUUGUAUAGACUUUAGGGCGGUACCUAGAACUGCCAACAGUGCUGCCCAUAGAGUGGCGCGUAAAGCACUGCUUUUGUCUCAUCUAGAGCUAGAAUCUUUCGAUUUUUUGGGGUGACUUCAUUAUAAUAUAUUGUAAGGGGUCCUUGGUAGAUUUGUAUGAAUAACUCUUGUCCUCUGUUGAUACACUCAGAAAUUAAAAAAAAUCAACAUGUACAUAUAUAACUAGGGGUAUAAUUGGAACAACAAAUAAACUCAACAAUCUCUUCAAAACUAUCUCAACAAUCUUAAGUUUUAGUAGAGCUAUUACUAUCACUCAUUUUGAGUGAUAGUUUCCAUUACAUCAAGCAAACAAUUCAUGUAUUGUUUGUGCAAAUAUUUUUUAUAAAAAUGCAUUGUGGACAAUACAUGCAUUGUAUCCCAGCCAAACAAUCACCAAAACCAAACACCCUUGAAAAAUACAUGAGUUCAAUGAGACAUUGUGUCUUGUGUGGGAAGGUGGGGUGGAUGAGUAGCUCUUGACUUUUGUUAUCCUCAAAAGCAAGCAAUGCCAAAAUAAGUUAUAUUACUUUUUGGAUUAAAUGUCACUUUUGCCCUUUGUUUUUAAUAUUAAAAAAGUAACACACAAAAAAGGUAGGGACAUACCCUAUGUUUGGCCCGACUUUUAAAAGUGCUUUUCGGGUUCAAAAACUGAAGCAGGGCCAAACACCUGUAAAAGCUCAACUUUUGAAAAGCCGAAAAGCGCUUUUGUAUAACAUAAAAGCAAAAGCUCCGAUUUGGAGCUUCCGAGAAAAGCUGUUUUGAAAAUACAAGAUUAUCCUUACCAUAUUUUAAUUUUAUUUCAUAAAAUAUAAUUUCCCUUCAUUUAUAUCAUUUUAAAAAUAAAAGAAAUUAUAAAAUCAUAUUAUUUAAUAUAAAAGAAAUCUAACAAGAUCCAUUUUGACUACUUUUUAUUGUUUAGAAUUUUAAUUCAUAUUUUAUACUAUAAGUCCUUUAUAGUCAUUUUACACAACCUCUUUGAUAGGGCAAAAGCGUAUAUGCCAACUUCCUAUCUUGUAGUAAAACCGGAAAGUCCGGGUAUCGUCUCUCAGGGACUGGCACAACCUAAUGAUUUAUUGAUUUUAUAGAGCAAACUACAGGUGAAAAUGGUUUAAUGAGACUAAUUAUCUAAAAGCAAAAUAAACUAAACAAAUUAAGCAAGUGAAAACUGUCGGGUUUAAUUCAAUGAGAGAAAGCUCUGGGAGAAACACCGGGAUUCACUACCUAUCCUAUUUAGAUUAAUUCACAUAUUCCAAUCAAUUUAAUCCAACUCUCUACAGUCAGGAUAUCACGAAUGUGCUAGCUAUCCCUGUCGGGAAUUACUACGUACUAAACAAUUAAUUCAAAU